Messenger RNA from Paracoccidioides lutzii Pb01, 333 nucleotides. RefSeq lists its product as hypothetical. Bases 1 to 333 code for a protein of 110 amino acids. The record is from RefSeq and is a predicted model, not a curated record. The transcript is spliced from 3 exons.
AUGUCGGGGACUCUUGAAGGAUCCAGACAUGAAAAUCUCGCGCAGGAUGUUGAGACCGGGACACUAGAAUGGAAUCAUUUCUCCACCACAAUAAUCGGAACGAUGCCCCCGGAUUUUCGAGGUUUGUCCAAGCCGAGUUGGGGAACAACGUGGGACGACAUGGAGAGCGAGGCUCAUGCUGCAGCACCAGCAGAUUUUGAGGAGUUUAGGACUUGGUUGACCCUCUUCUCCAAUUUGCCUCCUCGUCUGGAGGAAAUCUGCGACCCGACUCAUCACUCUACUCGCUUCCCAAAAGACCGGCGCAACUUUGGGCAAAAGGUUCCUCUUCGAUGA